Molecule: messenger RNA, 5307 nt
Organism: Trypanosoma grayi
Lineage: Eukaryota; Euglenozoa; Kinetoplastea; Trypanosomatida; Trypanosomatidae
Exons: 1
Coding region: 1-5307 (1768 amino acids)
Source: RefSeq, a predicted model, not a curated record
AUGGAGGAAAAUCUGCGCCGCUUGGGCCUACGCGAGGAGACAGGCGUUGCCGCAGGUGACUCCGCCCGUAUGAAAGGCCCGCAGGAGUACAUUGCAUCGAUAAAGGCAGCAAAGGAGGACGCAAUGAAGCUGCGGCACGAGAAGGAAUACCGGCAGUUCGCAGCGGAGGAACAGAAGCGCGAGAAUGAGAUGAUGCUCUCUGUCGUCAAUAAAGAGAAGGCGCUGCAGGAUGUCAUAAAAAAGGCGCAGCUGCUGCUCGAGCGGGAGACACAGAAUGCACAAGAGGUGACAUCCAGGCGUGUGCGCAAGAACACGGAGCGCGUGUUGCGAGCAGAGGAGCUUCAAAAGCAAAAUGUACUACGAGAGCGGGUGCAUGAGGCGCUGAAGAGCACGUUUACAAGUGCCCCAGUUUUUCUGCAACUGACUUCCGCAGCUGACGAGGACGCGAGGGCGGCUCGGAAAGCACAAAAAGCCAACGCAGCGCGCGAGUACUGUCACAGCAUCGCUGCCGGCGUGGUGGAGCUGUCACUGAAGGUGGCGGAAGGCGUGUAUACCACCAGUUGCCUGAGUGGGGCGACAGUACACCGCAUGUCGCGGGAUCUGAGUAUGACGCAGAGGCGUGCGUGGAUGGACGAGCUUGUCUUCCCGAAGAAGGCGGCCAAAACGAUGAGUGACGUUCUCGCCACGACUACUCUGCGUGAGCUGCGUGAUCCGAAUUACAAGAGCCACAGCAACCAUAGGGAGGAGACGGUCUCUUCGUCCCACGUGAUAAGUGAGGCCGGUGUGCGGGAGGAUGCGGAGGAUUCUCGCGACGGCGUCGACGGUGGCAACCGCACAGCAGCGACGGGGGAGACCAUUAUUGGACGUAUCGCGGAGAUGCAGAUGAAAUACGAAAAGGGUCUUAUCUCCCGCGGUGUGGCAGAUGCGGUGCAUAUCAUCAGGCAGGAAGAAGAAAAGAAACUCCGCGUCGCCCUGGACGAAUUGCGGCGUCAGCAUGAAUCUCAGUGUCACGAGGAGGCUGCGCCUGGCUGGAUGCAUCGUCUGCCACCCGCCGGCUGCUUUGUGUACGGCGACGAGCUGAGUGGUUUGAAAGUGCUUGCCGACACACUGGGCAAUGACAGUACGCAUGACGCGCCGCCGUCGCAGACCAAACGACGCGGGAGCGCCGUUCUACAAGCGGACCUGCAGAGGUCGCUGCAGGAGACGGACGCCAGCAAGUGGGAGCACGGGCCGUACCGCAUCCUCGUUCCUGCUAUGCUCAUCCGCACACCGCAGACAGCAGCAGGACAAGGAGGCUGCGGCAGCGGUGGCGGCUCAGCAGCAGCUGGCUCCAAACCCACGAAGGGCGGCAGCACAGUUACAUCCGGCACCUCUCGAGCAAAGGAGAAUAAGCAGACAGAGGAUGCGAUGGAGUCAAAGCAGUACAUAGAUGCGUUGUGUGAUGCCCUCACGAAGGAGCUUAUUGCGGUGUAUCAGUACAAUCUACAGUUUGUGGCGCGCAAAAACUCCAGCUCGGUGAGCACUCCUCUGGCAUCCGCCGCGUCGGUACGAACUCUAUUUCUUAUUGGAUUCCCAGAGACAGAGACGUUUUGGCGCACUCUACAUCAAAAAAUUCACGUCGCAGUUGAGGCUGUGGAGCAGGAGAUGAACAAGGCGCUCAAGGGUGAAGAGGUGAACGAAGAGCCGCACCCGCAGCCGCUUCCGAAGAUGAAGUCGUCGUACAAACCAGCAGCUGGGCAGGAUGGUGGCGGUAAGACACGCAAGAAAAACUCCAAGCACCUGAUGUCUCCCGGUGGGGGGAAAAAAAGUGCCACUCGGCCAUCCGUGACGUGGAAUGAGGAGGACCUCACGCCACCACGCUGUCUCGUGUACCCGCCGCUCUGCCUUCUUGGUGUGUUUCUGCAGUACGAUGUGUCUGCGCGCUACAGGCGCAUGCAGGCGGCCUGCCAGUUCAACUCCCCGAUCUCACAAGGGCAGCGCAGCAACAGGAGGGUGACAAUCGACGACGAAGGUGGUGUAGACUCGUGCGCCGAGUGGUCAAAAGAGAAACUCCGCCAUGAACUUAUCCACCAGGACCGCAAGAUGCGACAUUGCUGGGAGGCAUGGUGCGCGAAUGUCAGCAAGCCGUUCGCGCCACACGAGCCCGAGAUCGAGAGGGUGUUUUCGAACGAAAAACUCAAGAAGCGUUCGCGCCCCUCGCUGAUAUUAAAAGCAUGCGAGCCUGUGUCGACGAACCUUGCUGCACCGCCCGCUCUACUAUCACUUCCCUUCCCGAAGGUCCUCUUUUUCCUGCGCAAGGAGGACACUACGCUGGAGACAAGGCUCGACCGGCCUGCGGAGUCCCUCGUCACCGCACUUAAAGCUGUGCUGCACCCCACCGUGCAUGGUGUCACGAAGAAUGAGGGCCUAGUGCCAGGGCAGCUGACAGCCCCGCUGCGGCUGAGCGACUACCGCUUUCCCCCCGCCACGCUCGCACAGCUGGUGGCGAUGCAUCAACAGUUCCACACACGGUGGGAUGAGACCGCCGCCGCUGUCACCGCCACUACCUCUAAACAGCUUUCUAGGGAGGCGAGCGGCAAGGAGGGUGAAAACACGGCGGUUGCCGAGAUGGAGAUGCACCGUGCAUUUCGUACCUUUUCCACGGAUCUGCUGCGGUUUAUGACGCACCAGUUAUUUCCUCCGUCAUUGUGGACAUCAACGACGCAGCGCAUGGACACCGCUCCAGAUGCUAGCGGGAGCGGUGGUGCUGAUGUCUUUGGCCGCACUGUACACUUCAUGUCGGUGGACGGAAACUACGACAGUUCACGUGACGCGCUCUACACACUGCUUGUUGAUGGUAUGUCUAGGCUGAGUGCCACUUCUGCACUACUGCUGCGCUGUGCAUUGGAUGUGGCGUUAGCAUCAAUGGGCGAGGCUCUGGAGCGUCUCUGUGUCUGGGUGCACAGCCAUAUUGUUCACGCCCCAACGUUCUGCCCAGAAGCAGAAAAGAAUGCUUUCACACCCACACCCACAUGCGCAUCGCAUGCAGCUGACGUAGCCACCCCAAGCAACAACAACGCCAUUAAUCACAUCACUGCUAACACCAUUUCCUCGCUCACCGAUCCUGCGAAUGCCGCUUCUUCCCCUGUUAAGGCAGAGGAAGUGCCGUUGCCUGAACGAAUUGCGGCUGCUGUGGAAACCACGAAGCAGUCCUUCCUUGCCACGGUGCCCCGCCUCACCUUCGAAGAGGUGCAGGCAAUGGUGGAGCACUUGGACGGUCAGGUCGAAUCAUUUGCCGAGUUUCAACGUGUUCUCUGGUUGUACGCGUCACAUGUGCAUGCGACGGCAUUGGAUUGCUUUCGCGUGUUUGUGCGAAAUGUUAGCACCACCAUCAGCAGCGGUAGCAGCGUGAGCCUCGAGGGAUCGGGGAGCAUAGAGGCAAUAGCCCCACGCGUUACGGAGGUGCUCUUGGCGUACCUGCUCGCCUUCGCACCGGAAGAAGCGGGCGAAUGCAUGGAUCGCCUCACCACCAGCAAGCCAAUCAGCUCAAGUGCGAUAUCCGUGCCGAUUGGGCGUGUUGUGGCCGCCAUUCGGGCGUUGCGGCGCUGCUGCACAGUGGCUGGAUUCUGUGCAGCUCGUUGGGUGGAUGCAAUGUACGCCACCGCUCUUACAGUUUCUCCUCACGGCAGCUUCCCAGCGCACUGUCGCCCAACUGAUAUCACCGACAUCUUUACACCACCUGUUCUCGUCGCACAGGCAGGCACUGCACCGCCACCUUCGUUGAUGCUGCAGCGGCUGUCAAAGAUGACUCCUCCGUUUGGCUUCACCCCAGAGGAGGAGCGUGACUGCUGGUACGAAACAGAGAUGGAAAUUGUUCUGCAGCACUUUUCCAUGUACCAAACACCGAUGCUCGAACAGGAGGAGUUUUGUCACUGCUUGCUGCAGUCGCAGCUGAGCACACUGUGGAGCUGCCUGCCACCCAAGGUACAUAUGGUCGCUGAGCGACUCGGCAUCUCCCUUCCCUUCCAACCACGCUUUGGGUGGGAGGAUGGGAAACAGACCGAUGAAAGAAGUGAGGAAUUUUCAGGCGUGAAGAAGGUGGUGUCGUGGUGGUCGAUGGCGCAGUGUAUUGAGAGAGGCAAGUUGCAGGUGGUGACAGAGGAGAUGGCCGUGCAUAUAUUCCACAGAGCAGUCCGAUCUCAGAUGCAUGCCUUGCCCAAUGAAGGGUGCUCCUUUGACGUUGCGACAAUGCCCCUGAUGCCAUCUGCAUCGGCUGAGACGGUACCGGGGCAAAGGAGCGAGCGACCCAUGUUACACCUGCGCGAGUUCUUUGCCAGCAUCGUCCUGCAGCGGCUUUGUUUCGCCGACACAGAAGCGUGCCCGUGCCGUGCAACGGCAGCACAGGAGCCGUCAACGAUGGAGAUACGCGCUAUGGUGAAGUCACUGCCGCGUGCGGUACGGGAACAGGGGUGCGGUGACGUGCCCGGUACGGCACCCAUAACGGCGCGGGAUUGGAAGCGCAUCAAGUGGUGGAACUUCUUCCCUAGCCAGGUGCGUGCGAAGUCGGCAGCGUUCAUCCAGCGAUAUUUGCUGCGUAUUCUCACGGUGUGCUUCGGGUUUGUCAAUGGGGAACUAUGUUCUCGCUGUGUGCCGUUCCUUCCCGAUAUGUUGUCCAUUGUGGCGAGAACAAACGGCGCGCAGGCGACAGUGGAGCGUUACUUUCACGCGCUGGCCGCCCUGAAUGUCUCACGCAAGAAGAAGCUGAAUCACUCCCAGAAGACUGAUAAUGCAAGAAAUGCCCCUACAGAUGCUGCUAAUACUGCAAGUGUUGCUCCUACUGCUAAUGCUGUUGCUUCGUCAUCGGUCGGGGAAUCAACAACGAUAUCGGACGGGCCGUUAAUGGUCUUUGACAUCAUGUUGACCGUAGAGGAGGCUCUGUUUUACUUCCAGCGUGCCAAUGAGGCAACACUGCGCGGCCCUUGCGCAAUAGGCGUGGGCCACGGAUUCCCCUAUCAGCGCCGUGAGCAGUAUUGCGCCGGGCAUCAUGAAGAUGAUAACACCAACGUUGAGGAUGAUAGUCUGCUGCUGCCGCUUGAGGCGGAGCUGACACUCCUGCUGGAGGUGGAAAACUCUGCAGCGUUGUCCUUGCCUCUGUUGUGUUCCUCGCACUGGGGGCAGCCGAUCACGCCGAGGUUGACGGUAAUUCCACCUGAGCCGAGCAUACCGGCGGUGACAAGAGGCAGUACGGCGAGGAUAGAGGAGAAGGGAGCGAACGCAUUCCAGAUGUCCGAUGUGCCGACCGAGUGGACACUUGGUGCAUUCAUCUGA